Molecule: messenger RNA, 599 nt
Organism: Penaeus monodon (black tiger shrimp)
Lineage: Eukaryota; Metazoa; Arthropoda; Malacostraca; Decapoda; Penaeidae
Product: mitoferrin-1-like
Biological process (GO): iron import into the mitochondrion
Cellular component (GO): mitochondrial membrane
Molecular function (GO): ferrous iron transmembrane transporter activity
Source: RefSeq, a predicted model, not a curated record
AUUGUGAAACAGAUGAUCUUUAAAUCGUUGCCAGAAACUUCUGUGUGCACAACUAUCGCAGCUAAUCUCUUAUAGCGCCAUCUAUAUAGUUUUACUCCACCUGUUGUCCAUAUAUAAUGGAUCUUUUUUUGUCAAAGCAAAUGUACAUUAUAUAUCAUCAAAAUUCAGUCCCUAAAGCAAGGACACAAUACGACUCUUUUACAGGGUGAAGAGCAAAAUAGAGGGCAGCACUCUGGGGAAGCAUCAGGGCGGGCCGCAGGGUCUGGGGUCUCAGGGAACACGUGUGAAAUUUCCUAGUUUUCGAUGGGGAGUGGGAAGUGCCAGUUCUGUUCCGCGAGAGUGCUGAGCGGAAGCAGCCGCUCCGAUCACCGUGUUCACUAAACCUUGCGUAACUUUCUCCUAAAUAUAAUCUGGGCUUCGUGUGCUAACCGUACACGAGGGGAGAGCGCUGCACAGCCUGGAACGUAAGGACCACAGUCGAGAUGGAUUUUGACGACUACGAGAGUUUGCCGACUGGCAGUGUUGGGAUUCAUAUGACUGCCGGAGCUGUGGCUGGAAUCAUGGAGCAUUGCGUAAUGUUCCCAGUUGAUUCUGUGAAG